AUGCUUAUUCGAAUGAGGCGCUACAAGCCGAUCGCCGAGCAUCGACCUGGAAAAACGAUUGUCACGUCAGAUACCGUGUCAUGGAGUCCUACUGCCUACAGAGAGUCAUCAAAGCGAGGAAGAUAUACACUUUCAUGUCAACAUGAUAAACGCCCCCUUGCCUCCAACAACCCCCUUCCGCUUCUCUUACCUCUUACUACUUGCUCCCUGCCUCUUUUGCCCUACUCUCUUCCUCUUUUCCUAUUUAAACAUCUAUCUAUCUAUCUAUCUAUCUAUCUAUCUAUCUAUCUAUGUUGGGCUUUAUAUCUAUCUAUCUAUCUAUCUAUCUAUCUAUCUAUCUAUCUAUACAGACAGACAGACAAUAUAGACGUUAUUCGAUCUCUCUUUCUUUCUUUCUAUCUCUCUUUAUUUCUAUCUUUCUUUCUUUCUUUCUUUCUAUCUCUUUUUCUUUCUUUCUUUCUAUAUCUUUUUCUUUCUAUCUUUCUUUCUCUCUCUCUCUCUUUCUUUCUUUUUUUAUCUCUCUUUUUAUCUCUUUUUCUUUCUAUUUCUCUCUCUUUCUAUCUCUCUUUCUAUCUAUCUUUCUUUCUUCCUUUCUUUCUUUUUAUCUCUCUUUCUUUCUAUCUAUCUCUCUUUCUUUCUAUCUCUCUCAUUUUAUCUUUCUAUCUUUCUAUCUCUCUUUCUAUCUAUCUUUCUUUCUUCCUUUCUUUCUUUUUAUCUCUCUUUCUUUCUUUCUAUCUAUCUCUCUUUUUUUCUAUCUCUCUCAUUUUAUCUUUCUAUCUCUCUUUCUAUCUAUCUUUCUUAAAUUCUUUCUUUCUAUCUCUCUUUCUUUUUAUAUCUCUCUCUCUCUCUUUCUUUCUCUCUUUCUUUAUUGCUUUCUUUCUUUCUUGCCUUUCUUUCUCUUAA
Acanthosepion pharaonis is the source of this 903-nucleotide messenger RNA. Lineage: Eukaryota; Metazoa; Mollusca; Cephalopoda; Sepiida; Sepiidae. The record is from the annotation of a GenBank genome assembly.